CGUUUGCCUUUUCAGUGAACAGUUAUAACAGAAGAUCACUUAUUAAACGGCAACAUUACACUGCAUUAUUUAAAAUUCAUUUUUAACAACUCUUGUUUCUUAUUCCUGCCAUGUUUUAUUGAAUAAGUUAUCAACAUCUAAGGGCUGUCUAUUAAAUACAUUUUUAGAUUACUAAUACUAAAAGCAGUAACAAAGUAGAACAAAUAAUUGAGUAUGGCUUUAUUUAAUCUUAGUGGACUAUUCAGGGGUUUUUACUAUUAGUUGACUAUUGACUAAGAGGGAAACCCUUACAAAAAAUGAGUCAAAAAUAGUAAUAAAAAACAUAUUUUGUGGCUUUUUUCACCUUUUAAAACAUACAUUUGUAUCUGUAGGUAGUAACAGCUUUUUACCAGGAAAUAGUAUUUAAUCUUCACCGUGAGCAGAAACCCUCCUCUUUCUCGUUUCCUGCGUUUGUCUUUCUCCUCCCACUCCGCCCCUUAUGCAAUAUAACCAAUGACAUCACCACUACAAUGGAGGGCUGUGAUUGGCUGCUGGGGUGGAAUAUCCGCCCCUUUUGUAGGCCCCUCCCCUCGGGACUCUCCCUCCGUCUGAAGGUGUCUCAGUGAGAGACGCCGCGCUGCUGCAGGAGGACAAACCUUUCAUUCUCCCUCCAUCUCCCCUGCUCCACCUCCCCCUCAUUGUGCUGCUUCUUCAGACGCGUGUGUGUGUGUAUAUAUAUGUGUGUGUGAGCGGAGGAUGGGUGGACUCCUGCACGAGGGGAAGGUGUGAUAUGUGAAGACGUUGACAGAUGGAUAAAUGGAGAGAAAACAGAAGCAUGAUGCUGAUUCAGCGCUUUGUGCCCUGGUGAAACAUUGGGAGGCAGAGAGGGACUCAGACCUCUGUCACUGACCAACAGGAAGAGGAGAAGUCUCUGUUGGGACUACAGAUCUGGAAUCAUUCCUCUACAAUAAUAGAAGCUGUUGCAUUUUAAAACUCAGGUUCACUCAUCUGGAAACUUGAAAACUGGAACUCUCUGGACUCGUCUUACUCCGGUUGAAACUCGAGCUCCACCCUGCUGCAGGAAAGCAGAAACUCUCCCCCUUAAAAAGACAAUUGAAUUCAACUGGAAACUCUUACAUUUCUCUGCUGAGCGUCUCCUCGAUGCCUCUGUGGACGCGUCUCUUCUAGAUCUUUCAUCAUGGAGCUCCAGAGCGCCACCACCAGCCUCCCCGGCCCCCUUUCCCCCACUUUGGACUACCCCUUGUCCCCCUCGUCAGGAGACCCCCGCCCCAGCAGCCCUCUGAGGGGUCUGAGCCCCAGCCUCAGCCCCGGGUUCUCCUCCACCGCUGCCUUCAACUACAACCAGCUGGAGGGCCGCUUCAAACAGCUGCAAGAUGAGCGUGAGGCGGUGCAGAAGAAGACCUUCACUAAGUGGGUGAACUCCCACCUGUCCAGGGUCUCCUGCAGGAUCACAGACCUGUACAUGGACCUGAGGGACGGGCGCUCGCUCAUCAAGCUGCUGGAGGUCCUGUCCGGAGAGAGGCUG
Messenger RNA from Gymnodraco acuticeps, 1525 nucleotides. RefSeq names its product spectrin beta chain-like. Gene Ontology annotation, biological process: protein localization to plasma membrane; actin cytoskeleton organization. The record is from RefSeq and is a predicted model, not a curated record. The transcript has 2 exons. Gene Ontology annotation, molecular function: actin filament binding. Gene Ontology annotation, cellular component: cell junction; plasma membrane; cortical actin cytoskeleton. The annotation marks the transcript as partial. Lineage: Eukaryota; Metazoa; Chordata; Actinopteri; Perciformes; Bathydraconidae.